Messenger RNA from Microthlaspi erraticum, 1269 nucleotides. Lineage: Eukaryota; Viridiplantae; Streptophyta; Magnoliopsida; Brassicales; Brassicaceae. The record is from the annotation of a GenBank genome assembly.
AUGUAUUCUCUGAUUCUCCAUGGUAGAAGGUUAAUCGAGUUGCAGAAAGUUCCUCAUUUGAGAUUUGCAGCGCAAAACCAAAAUCCCUUUUUUGCUUUUCCCAAUUCCUUCUCCUCUGCUGCAGAUGUGAGCCCUCUUCAAGAUGGUCGAAAAGGUCACAACUUUACAGUCUCUUACCUCGUUGAUUCAUUGGGUUUAACCACAAAGCUCGCAGCAUCAAUCUCCAGGAAAGUUAGCUUCGAGAGCAAAGCAAAUCCGGAUUCUGUUCUGAGUCUUCUCAGAAGCCAUGGAUUCACAGAUUCUCAGAUCUCCGACAUCGUUACAGAUUAUCCGCUGCUGCUUACAUCAGAUGCUGAGAAAUCACUUGCUCCCAAGCUUCAGUUUUUGCAGUCGAGAGGAGCUUCAACCUCUGAGCUCACUGAGAUUCUUACAAAAGUUCCGAAAAUCUUGAGAAUCAAAAAGGACAAAGCUAUCAGCAGAUACUAUGAUUUCGCCAAAGAGAUUAUAGAAGCUGAUAAGAGCUCAAAGUUGGAAACUUUAUGUCAUUCUUCUUUGCCACAGGGUAGUAUGCAGGAUAAUAAAAUCAGAAAUGUGUUGGCUUUGAGAGCAUUAGGUGUUCCUCAGAAGCUGUUACUCCCUUUGCUCAUCUCGGAUCAUCGUAACAUCUGCUGUGGCAAAGAAAGAUUUGAAGAAUCCCUCAAGAAGGUCGUCGAGAUGGGUUUUGAUCCGACUUCCUCAAAGUUUGUCCAAGCUAUGUGUCUUGUUUACGGGUUUACCGAGGAAACAAUACAAGGGAAAGUCCAAGUCUACAAAAGCUUAGGCUUUCCUGUGGAGGAUGUGUGGGCGAUUUUCAAGAAGUGGCCUCAGUUUCUGAUAAACUCGGAGGUGAAGAUAUUGAACUCCAAGAAAACUUUUCUCGGACUAGGAUUCAGCGGAGAUGAGUUUGUUAUGAUGGUCAAGCGCUUUCCUCAGUGCAUUGGAUUAUCUGCAGAGUCGUUGAAGAAGAAGACUGAGUUUCUGGUGAAGGAGAUGAAUUGGCCACUAAAGGCUGUGGCUGCGAAGCCACAGUUUAUUGGAUACAGCAUGGAGAAGAGGAUUGUGCCAAGGUGUAACGUUAUCAAAGCUCUCAUGUCAAAGGGAAGUAAACUCCCUGUGAUGUCGUCUGUCUUGUUAUAUAGCGAUGAAUCAUUUUUAAACAGGUUCGUGAGGAAGCACGAUGACAAGGAGCUUGUGGCUGACUUGAUGGCUAUCUUUCACCGGAGAUCAUAA